UGGUGAGGAAACAACCCUUAACCUUUCUCCUUGUCAUUUGGCACCAGCUACCAAGUACCAACACGGCCUCUAAUUCCACAGUGCAACUUUGCAAAGCGCCCCCAUCCACAGAAAUCUUGUAAACUCCAAAACUUAGGUGAAAGGUUGGCAAGGACCUGUACCUGCAAUGGAGCCACAGCCACAGCAGCAGCAAGCUGAGCUCAGCAGCUCGGAUGGUCGUCGCCGAAGUAGCGGAAAUCCAGAGAUCGGAGAUGGGAAAACCGAAGAGGAGGUGGACGACUGCCCCAUCGAGGAGGUCCGGCUGACGGUGCCGAUCACCGACGACCCGGCAUUGCCGGCGCUGACGUUCAGGACAUGGCUCCUGGGGAUCGUGUCGUGCGCGCUGCUGGCCUUCUCCAACCAGUUCUUCGGCUACCGGCAGAACCCGCUCUACAUCUCGUCGCUGUCCGUGCAGAUCGUCGUCCUCCCGCUCGGCAAGCUCAUGGCCGCCUGCCUCCCCCGGAGGGUGCUCAGGGUGGCCGGCACGCCAUGGUCGUUCUCGCUGAACCCGGGGCCGUUCAACCUCAAGGAGCAUGUCCUCAUCACCAUCUUCGCCAACACCGGCUCCAACUCCGUCUACGCCGUCGGCAUUAUCACCAUUGUCAAGGCCUUCUACCGCCGGGAGAUCCACCCUCUUGCUGCCAUGCUGCUCACUCAAACCACACAGCUGAUGGGAUAUGGCUGGGCUGGCCUCUUCAGAACGUUUCUUGUGGACUCCCCCUACAUGUGGUGGCCUUCGAACCUGGUUCAGGUUUCACUCUUCAGAGCUCUGCAUGAGAAGGAGAAGAGGCCCAAGGGAGGGAUGACGAGGCUGCAGUUCUUCCUGACCGUGCUCAUCACCAGCUUCGCCUACUACAUUGUGCCAAACUACCUGUUCCCGACCAUCUCCACCAUCUCGCUGGUGUGCCUGGUGUGGAAGAAGUCCGUCACAGCGCAGCAGAUCGGCUCCGGCGUGUACGGCCUCGGCGUCGGCUCGUUCGGCCUGGACUGGGCCACGGUCGCCGGCUUCCUCGGCACGCCGCUGUCGACGCCGGCGUUCGCCAUCGUCAACAUCAUGGCCGGCUUCUUCCUCAUCGUGUACGUGAUCGUGCCGGCGGCGUACUGGACCGACGCGUACGGCGCCAAGCGGUUCCCGAUCAUCUCCUCCCACGUGUUCACCGCCAACGGCAGCCGGUACGACGUGAACCAGGUGCUCGACCCGGCGACGUUCAAGUUCAGCCAGGCCGGGUACGACGCCGCCGGCAAGAUCAACCUCAGCAUCUUCUUCGCCUUCACCUACGGGCUCAGCUUCGCGACGCUCGCCGCCACGCUGUCCCACGUCGCGCUCUUCCACGGCGGGUCCAUAUGGCGGCAGACCAAGGCGACGGUGAGCAGCCAGGCCGGCGACGUGCACACCAGGCUGAUGAAGAGGAACUACGCGGUGGUGCCGCAGUGGUGGUUCCAGGUCAUGCUGGUCCUCGUGCUCGGCCUCUCCGUGUUCACCUGCGAGGGCUUCGGCCAGCAGCUGCAGCUCCCUUACUGGGGCGUCCUCCUCGCCGCCGGCCUCGCCUUCUUCUUCACCCUCCCCAUCGGUAUCAUCACCGCCACCACGAAUCAGCAACCUGGGCUGAACGUGAUCACCGAGCUGAUCAUCGGCUACCUGUACCCGGGGAGGCCGCUCGCCAACGUCGCCUUCAAGACGUACGGCUACAUCAGCAUGUCUCAGGCGAUCAUGUUCUUGGGGGACUUCAAGCUGGGACACUACAUGAAGAUCCCGCCGCGCUCCAUGUUCAUCGUCCAGCUUGUAGGGACGGUGUUGGCGUCGUCAGUGUACUUCGGGACGUCGUGGUGGCUGCUGGAGAGCGUGAGCAACAUCUGCGACCCGACGAAGCUGCCGGAGGGGAGCCCGUGGACGUGCCCCGGCGACGACGUCUUCUUCAACGCGUCCAUCAUCUGGGGGGUGGUCGGCCCGCUGCGCAUGUUCGGCCGCCUCGGCCUCUACGCCAAGAUGAACUACUUCUUCCUCGCCGGCGCGCUGGCGCCGGUGCCGGUCUGGGCGCUUUCGCGCGCGUUCCCUGACAAGGCGUGGAUCCGGCUCAUCAACAUGCCGGUGCUCCUCGGCGCCACGGGAAUGAUGCCGCCGGCGAGGUCGGUGAACUACCUCAUGUGGGGCGCCGUCGGGCUCGCCUUCAACUACGUCGUGUACCGCCGGUACAAGGGCUGGUGGGCGCGGCACAACUACGUGCUGUCCGCCGGGCUGGACGCCGGCGUGGCGUUCAUGGGGAUCCUCUCCUACGCCGUGCUGCAGUCCAGGGGCAUCAAUGGCGUCAGCUGGUGGGGGCUGGAGGUCGACGACCACUGCGCCCUGGCUCGCUGCCCCACGGCGCGGGGAGUCAGCGCCCCCGGCUGCCCGGUGCAGUGACAGUGAGUGAGUGGACAAAGGCUUAAUAAAGCUGGGUUGGUAACUAAAAUAGUCUGAUUAUAGUAUCUCCUAAAAUUCAUACAUGAUCAUGACACAAAGGUGAGAUUAGAGAUGAUCAGCAUUGUGUAAUUGUGUAUACACCAAGUCGCCGUAUGUAUUUAGGAAUCAUACAUGCUCCAAUGCCGUAUGAGCUCUAGAAUGGAUUGAAUUUAGUUAACAAAUACAAGUUUGAGGCACAAUUGUCGAGUACUCGAGUUGUUCAGUCCUCAGGUCCUACACAAUGUAACAUUCUCUCACGCAUGGUCACAGAACAGAAUACUAAAAUGACACAAAACUAACA
Molecule: messenger RNA, 2780 nt
Organism: Oryza brachyantha (malo sina)
Lineage: Eukaryota; Viridiplantae; Streptophyta; Magnoliopsida; Poales; Poaceae
Product: oligopeptide transporter 5-like
Exons: 6
Coding region: 167-2440 (757 amino acids)
Biological process (GO): transmembrane transport
Molecular function (GO): oligopeptide transmembrane transporter activity
Source: RefSeq, a predicted model, not a curated record